UCCGGCGGAGUAUCCUGGUCAUGAAUGAGCAUCAGAAACUCACACCGAGCCGCGCAAACUGCGUUUAUACCAGCUGCUACUGUGAAGAAAAUGUUUGGAAGUUGUGUGAGUUUAUCAGAAAAGAAAGAACUGCUCCACUGGAACAGCUGUAUGUGCUUUUCAUCUCUAAUGACAAAAGAAUGGUUCCUCUGUGGAAACAAAAGUCUGGACGUGGAGACCAGCCGGUGAUCUGGGACUACCAUGUGAUUCUGCUCCACGUUGAUCUCCAGUCAGAGUCUUCCAUUUAUGAUCUGGACACUGUCCUAUCAUUUCCAUGCAGCCUGAAACUCUACGCUGCCCAGGCCUUCAGAUCAGACCGCAACAUAAGACCUGAAUAUCACAGGAAGUUGCGAGUGGUUCCCGCCGACAGCUUCCUGUUGAAUUUUGCAUCCGAUCGAUCUCACAUGAAGAACUCUGAUGGAACCUGGAAGAUGCCCCCUCCCCCGUACCCCGCCAUGCACACUGCAGAGAGUCACAUGAACCUGGACGACUUCAUCAGUAUGAACCCUGCUGUUGGAUGGGGGACGGUCUUCAGUCUGGAUCCGUUUCUGCACAGAUACAUCAGAAAUCCCUCAACAUUAUCUCCAUCAUUGCCUCCAUCAUCUCCAGCUUCAUCUUCAUCGGAGGCAGCAGCAGCAGAGUCUCGGUAGCUGCUGCUCUGGGGCUUUGUGGCUCUGGCUGGACAGACGUGUCAGAUGUUUGGAGCAGAUCUGCUGGCUCCUCCUGCUGCUCAAUGGGAAUGUGCUGGUUUGAUUUGGUUUGACUGUUAGAUGUUGUUAAUGGAGUCUAGUGGGUACAAAAGGCUGAUGUUGCUUUUUCUUAGUUUCUGAAGCUAAAAAAAAAAGAAGAAACAUGAGGAUGAUGGGUGUUUUACUUGCUGAGCCUCUGCAUUAACAAUCUGACGAUGACAGAUUGGCAAAGCCAAAGUCAGCUUGAAGAGCAGUCGGUCAGCUGUUUGACAAUUUAAUUUACUUUUUGCAGUAAUUUGUCACUGUUCACUGUGCUGUAUGUGAGGCACUUCAGUUGAAAGCUGAACUGAGUUACCAGCACUGUUGCCUCAGGUAGAAGGUCUUGUUUCAAGUCCAAGCUGAGGUCAUUCUGUAAGGAGUUUGCAUGUUUUCCCUUUUUUAACACGUUUUGGAUUUUUCUCCUAGGUACUCUUUUUAUUUUUUCCUUCCAUAGAAUUUUGAGCAUAUUUCAAGUCAACCACAAACAUGAACAUGUAACAUUGUCUCUGUGUGACCUACAUAGUGGUCUACACGGUCUUGCUGGUCCCCUGGGACCCUGAAUAAGAUUGAAGCAGGUAUAGAUGUCGCUUGAACAUUUUAUGUUAUUUCUUUUGGUCUGUCUCCAUCUGCAGCGUGAACCCAUUAGCCUGCUUCUGCCUCUCUUUAUGUGAAAAAUACUUAUUUUCAUGUAAAGGCUAAUAUGGUCAGUUAUUACAUGUGCCACAUAAUUGGUGUGGUUGCAGCAGUGGAUUCUGGUGAGUAACUGGUUUUCUCAGGUCUACCUGAAGCUGAUCAUGGGGGCAUGAAGAUAUCUCACUCGUUGUCGCCCGAGGCUUCAAAGGUCAUGUGAAUUUUUAUGUAUUGAGAUUUCCAGAGUCCUUGAUCUUAUUUAUUUGUUUUUUCAACAUUAUGCACUAUUGAAGUUAAAAGUCAUAAGUCCCUUUCAAAUUCUCACAAUGUGUUGAGGUACAAAUUGUCCGUGAUUGAAAAAAAGAUUGAAUGCCAAAUGUGCAGCUUUUUAGAACAUGUGUUAGAGGAGUCUAAGGGUCAGAGAGAGAGCUAGUGGUUUCACUAAAGGUCUCAUUCAGCCAUGUAAGUAAUCUAAAUAUAUGUGUAUGCAAAUGGAAAUAGUUGUGGACAAUUGGAUAUUAAAACUCUUCAUGAAACUAAUUUGGUUAUUGAGGGGGUUUUGGUUAUUGCACAGGGCUGACGGCCGUAGACCAGUCCGCUCCUGAGCUCUGACUUUCAGCUGGUCUUCACGCUUCAUCUUUGUUUUGUUGUGUCUCCUGUUGGUAAUGAUUGUACAGGACUGUCUCAGAAAAUUAGAAUAUUUAGAUUUUCUGUCAUGCAAUUACAAAAACAAAAAUGUCAUACAUUUUGGAUUCAUUACAAAUC
This is a messenger RNA of Cololabis saira (Pacific saury), 2162 nucleotides long. RefSeq names its product N-terminal glutamine amidase 1 (gene ntaq1). The record is from RefSeq and is a predicted model, not a curated record. The coding region runs from base 21 to 689 and encodes 222 amino acids. The transcript is spliced from 6 exons. NCBI's taxonomy places the organism in Eukaryota, Metazoa, Chordata, Actinopteri, Beloniformes, Belonidae. Gene Ontology annotation, molecular function: protein-N-terminal asparagine amidohydrolase activity; protein-N-terminal glutamine amidohydrolase activity. Gene Ontology annotation, cellular component: nucleus; cytosol.